CUUUGAUCUUUGAGGAGAUCAAGAGAAACUGACAACAUUCAUCUCCCGGCCCAAGGGCAUCCACACCCUUUAACCUCCCCACCUAUUCUAUUUGAUUGAGGUUACUGGUAUUAAAGACUGCCUACGAUUAUCGAAGCUGUUUCCUGCACGUUCCCCCCUCCUGGCACUAUGACGACGCCUACAAAUGAUUCGAGCUUGCGGACCCCGACAGGAUCAUAUGGAGCACCCCCCAUGAAAAUUCGCAGGCCACGGGCAGCUGAUCCGCUCGUUCGCCCGAAAAGAAAAACCGUACCAAAACCUGCUCCACCAUCUGGAAACGGAACGGCACCAAGGACGUUUCCUACUCGACCAGCCCCGUUUAAUCCGCAACCUGAGAAAGGAAAGCUCGCACUGCCCAAAAAUGAUUUUGCGUCGAAUGGAUUUAGUGGCCCUUUGCUAUCUGAAACUUACGUGGAUUAUCCUGUGGUCACCACUAAGCGGGCAAUCAGAGAAGGUUUAAAAUAUCACAUCGCUAGGUUUGCGGCCAAAAGGGCAGUUGACCCCCGAGAUGAAUCCCAAUUCACUCGACCUGUUAGACUUCAGCGCCGCGAUCCACGCGCGCGUUUACAUGAUAUGAACACGGACAGAGGGCAGGGCGCGGAAAAGCUAUCCUCUGAAGCUAGUGACCGACUAGACGAGAUUGAACGCGAGGAAAUGGAAGCUAGGAAGGUUGCACGCGAAAAGGAGCGUGCGGAUAACCUUGCUCAAAUCGCUCCGUCCAUUGGAUCCGCUCCAAAGAGAACCAACGUACCCAAACAAAAGACACAGCAGGUCUCCAAGACUGAUAUGACACCGGAGGAGUUAGCUCGGACGCGAAUCAAAUACGAGGAAGCCCUGCCCUGGCACCUGGAGGAUUUCGAUAAUAAAAAUAUUUGGGCUGGAAAUUAUGAGGCAGCUCUAUCGGAGACGCAUGCAGUAUUUAUACUGGAUAAUACGGGGAAAAUGACCAUGAUACCCGUGGAAAAAUGGUACAGAUUUAGCGCAAAAAAUCAAUUCAAGGCGUUGACGAUAGAAGAGGCGGAAAAGUUUAUGGCGAAGAAAAUUAAGGAUCCAAGAUGGUUCAUGGAAAAGCAGCAGGAAAUGGCGCAGCGAAAAGAGCUGGAGCAGUUCGCAAAACAACGAAAAGUUUAUGCUGGGAAGCAGGGAACCCCAGCUGGCGUUGAGGGGCUGGAGGCUGGCGAGAUGGAUUUUGAGGAAGAUCGCUUUGCUGAUGAUGAAGAACACGACGAUCUGUUCAACGAAGAUGAAGACGCGAAGGCCGCAGAAAAGCGAAUAAAACAGGACCAAUUAAAGGCAAAUGUUUUUGAUCUAAAAGACGAGAAAGAAUACGAGGACGAAGAAUUACGAGAGAAAAGAGAGAAGGAAGCUCGACGAGUCCUUGGAAAGAAGGUGCGCAAGGCGCUUCAAAAGAGAGAGAAGAAUUACGACUAUAGCAGUGGGUCCGAUGCUAAUCCGUAUACUGAUGAGGAGAGCUCCGAUGAAAGUGACGCCGAAAAGGCCAAGGAAGAGGAACGGAAGGUUGAGGAAGAGAAGAACAAGAAAGAUUCCGCGACACCUUCAAAGGGCAACACCACACCUUCGGGACGCCCCAAGCAUGCUGACCCAUUGAAGAAGCCCCUUCCCGGCGCAUCACGGAAGCGCUUGGGGUCUCCAAAUGUGUCUGAUGCCAGUGGGACGGACACUUCUCGGAAGAAGGGGAAGAAUAAGCACUCGUCUUCUCAGCCCACACCUCAGCCAAGCUCUCGCCCUAUGUCUCCAGCGGCUACAUCUUCUAUGCAGGCUGGUAAGAAACGUGUGCGCAACAUCCUUCCUGGGAGCGGAGGCCCUGGAAGCGAUGUUGAUGGGGGUGCCGGCUCGGGCGGAGAGAUUAGUGAAAGCGGAAAAUCUAAGAAGCUGAAGCUUAAUCCGCUUUCCAUUAUCUCUCAGGGAGAAACUCCACAAGGAUCAAGGGCCGGAAGCCCAACUCCUCUGGCUAAUAAGAGUUUCUCUGGCAGCCGAGCCAGCAGUCCAGAGUCACUAAGAGGUCAGAAUCGUAUUUCAACUCCAGGGCCGUCGACUGUGCAAAGCUUUCCUACACCUGGUGAGAUUCAUGCUGCCAUUCCUCCCAGCGGUAUUCUCAGUACCGAUCUGCUCAAGAUUUUCCGGCCCCGGAUCGGCGAGUCUAGGGAAAACCACCGAAGAUUCAUCGCAAUUGUUAAAGAUGUUGGAGUUUAUGGAAAGGAAGAUCGCCUUUUACGACCAGGCCCAUGGAAGGAAACGUAGCCUAUGCGGUGUUUUUAAGGAACCUUUUGUCUGUAUCAUAAUAUCAAAUAUCACAUGGGAUUAUCCGUUAAUCGAAUUGAAGUGGUCACGAGGGUUUACUUACCGCAACAGCAAAUUGUUUACUGAUCCAUGCAUGCAUGAUCUUUAUGUGGUAGAAAAUGUCUACCUAUCAGCCC
Messenger RNA from Aspergillus ochraceoroseus IBT 24754, 2477 nucleotides. RefSeq names its product transcription factor IIF subunit TFG1. Gene Ontology annotation, molecular function: DNA binding; RNA polymerase II general transcription initiation factor activity; TFIIF-class transcription factor complex binding. NCBI's taxonomy places the organism in Eukaryota, Fungi, Ascomycota, Eurotiomycetes, Eurotiales, Aspergillaceae. Gene Ontology annotation, biological process: transcription initiation at RNA polymerase II promoter; positive regulation of transcription elongation by RNA polymerase II. Bases 169 to 2301 code for a protein of 710 amino acids. The record is from RefSeq and is a predicted model, not a curated record. Gene Ontology annotation, cellular component: nucleus; transcription factor TFIIF complex. The transcript is spliced from 4 exons.